AUGAUUAGUACCAGAGAAAUUUUUACUAUUCCUCACAAUAUGGGUGAUAAAUUCGCAGCAAUUUCACUAAAAAUAAAGAUUUAUGAACAAUUGCAAGAAUGGGAAAUAAUUUUUGAUAAGGGUCAAGAAAAUUUAAAUGAAGAACAAAUUAAAUUAAAAAACGCAUUUUUAGAAGCAGACAAAAUUAUUCCUACACAAGAAUAUCAAGAUUCUUCAUAUAUUCGUCAACCUAUUAGCACUGAGCUAAUAAAUACUAUAGUAAAUAUAAAUUAA
Dentiscutata heterogama is the source of this 273-nucleotide messenger RNA. NCBI's taxonomy places the organism in Eukaryota, Fungi, Glomeromycota, Glomeromycetes, Diversisporales, Gigasporaceae. The record is from the annotation of a GenBank genome assembly.